This is a messenger RNA of Guillardia theta CCMP2712, 2301 nucleotides long. RefSeq lists its product as hypothetical. Bases 1 to 2301 code for a protein of 766 amino acids. The record is from RefSeq and is a predicted model, not a curated record. The transcript is spliced from 7 exons. NCBI's taxonomy places the organism in Eukaryota, Cryptophyceae, Pyrenomonadales, Geminigeraceae.
AUGCCGAUAGCUACUCUUCCACGGGGAGGUUUUGAGAUGAAAGACACAAACGAGAAACAUCAGCUCGGAGAAUUCCAAUCAAUGUCAAAUGGAGAAGUGCACAAGGCACAGCACAAAGAACCAUUGUUGGAUAGAUUGACCACAUUCACCGACCCCUCAAAUUCUUCUUCGAAAGAUCCAUCCAAAGAUGCUUCUCCUGACGAUUCCUCAGAACGAAAAGCGGAAUCGAUUAAGACAGAUGGGAAAAGCACGAUAGGACCGAAGGAAGGCAAUAACAAUGACCUCGAAGCUAAGGUCGCAACAACGCAAAGAGUAGCACUAAGCGACUUAUGCAAUCCCGUCGACGUGAGUACUGCAUCUCAGGCGUCAGAUUCAGCAAAGACGAAGGCGUUAAGCUGCUUUCUCCCUGCAAAGGAAACGAUUGAUUACCGAUCGGCAUUAACAUCUAGUGAAGCGGGAAAACUAGAUUAUGAGGAAAUUCGGAAGAAGGAGGAAUUCAAAGUUCAUGCUGAGAAGUAUGCCGAAGUGCAAAUCAAGUCGACAGCUUUGUCAAGAUUGUAUGAUCUCUACAACUGCAUUAAUUCGCAGGAGAGUGGAAUCAGCUAUAUAAAACGAGAUUCAGAUCAAAGAAACAAUUGCAUUCUAGGAUUCCAGCAGCUCGAAGUGAAACAACCUCAAUUCAAUUUGUUCAUCCGCAAGAUGGUUCAGGAGAACAAGUUGUGGCAUGGCUUAGGUGGUGCCAGAUCCCUCAAAAAACCGACAUGGGUAAUCUACGAGUUGUUGCGACAGAUCGGCGUCAGACCACAAAAGCAUUGUAGAGGUCCCAAGGAGCAUGAUCCCGAUCCAAAAGAUUUCAUGUACGCCACACGAUACAUCUUCUGCCGUGAUACCCUAGUGAAGAAUAGACAUCGCUUGGAAGUUGAUGGAAUUGCUAAGGGACGCCCCCGUGAUAUGAACAAAGUUUCAUCGGAUAACCAAAUUUCUAUCACCCAGCAUGGUGCAAAUCAGGGACGUGCUGAAGGUGCAGGCAAAAUGUCGAAUACUUUGAGCACGGUAUCCAUCAUGAGUGAAAAUCCAGUGAACGGUCCAAUGGAUGCAGCAAAGAGUUCAAUCGGAGCAUCGAAAGGGACAGUUCCAGGAACCAAUUUCAACAAUGUAGGAGCACUCAAAGAGGAAAGGCAACAGCCUCAUCUAUCAAGCAAAAUGUUGCAUGUUCCGUUUCAGCCUCCUUCGAUCCUUACAGCGUCUUCUUCGCUUGUUGGUCUGAAGGGCAGUGACCCAAAAGGCUUAGAUUUGGGGCAAAUCUCACGUGGACAGGAAUCCUUUUCAAGUUUACUCAAACGUGAUUUAACAAAUCCCAACAAAGGAGAGCAAGCUUUAUCUGCUCGAGCUCAGUAUGUUGCAGGUAAAAGCAAAGAAUCUUUGUCGAAGAAGGCUCAAGGUGGUUCUGCGGAGGAUUCUGAUGAUCCAAAUCUACAAGCAGCAUGCACAGCACUUCUAUCGCUCGCCUCAGAAGGGGUUGUAAAGAAGGAACGUGGAACAAACAAACGCUCGAGGUCCGAAAAAGGCGCUACCUCUCCAGCUAAAAGGUCGUUGACUGUUGACAAUGCUUCGGCCCCAGCACCGACCUCUGCUAAGUUGGACGCUGUUUCAGUAUCGCCACCAAAAGAGCAGCCAUCGCCAAAGGAAUUCUACAAUACUCCAACUGUGGUGAGAUCGGACGAUUCCUUGAUUCAUAUCUUUGCUCAAUCAAGGGCCAUUGUGUACGGAAGUGACUUUGUGGACGACGAACUGCGGUCGAGGUUGGACGAUGCUGUUCGCAUCGGAGAGAUCAAUCCCAACUCGGCAAAGCGGCUCCUCUGUCUCCACGAGCUCCUGGUCGAGGCGCAGCAUGAAAAGAUCGCAACUUUCAUCAAGUCGGAAGAUCCUGCAAAGAACUGUAUCCUCGGCUGGUCGAAGCUGGAAGUUCACGAUCCUUACGAGCUGAACUUGAAGGUCAAGAAGAUGGUGGACGAGGACAAGGGGGGGAUAUGGAAGAAAGCGAACGGCAAGUACAAUCAGCCAUUGAAGAACCCUACCUGGGGCGUGUACGAGCUCUUCCGAAAGAUCGGCUCGAAGCCUUGCUUGCGAGGACCCGCGGACAAGGAUCCGGGCAAGACCGACAUGUUCUAUUAUCGGGAGUGGGAGUUUCGAAACGAUGAAUCGUUCCAAAUCGCCAAGAAGCGAUUGAGCAAAGGCUUCUCACAGUGCCAGAAGAGGAAUGACAAGGAGGCUCAAGCUCCCCCGCGGCUCGAACCCUGA